UAUGAGCAAGGAUAAUAAGGGUGAAAUUGAUGUUGAUAGUAUCAUUGAAAGACUUUUGAGUGUCAGAGGAAGUAAACCAGGAAAAAAUGUAAACUUAACAGAGGCAGAAGUCAGAGGGUUGUGUAUAAAAGCUAGAGACAUUUUUAUUUCUUAACCAAUUUUAUUGGAACUUGAGGCUCCAUUAAAAAUUUGUGGUAAGUUUAAGAUAAUAUGAGUUUAUAGGUGAUGUGCAUGGUUAAUAUUUUGAUUUACUUAGAUUAUUUGAAUAUGGAGGAUACCCUCCUGAAAGUAAUUAUUUAUUUCUUGGUGAUUAUGUUGACAGAGGUAUUUAAAUUGAUCUAUUUGAAUAGGAAAAUAAUCAUUAGAAACUAUUUGUUUGCUUUUAGCAUACAAAAUAAAAUAUCCUGAGAAUUUCUUUUUGCUUAGAGGGAAUCAUGAAUGUGCAUCCAUUAACAGAAUUUAUGGAUUUUAUGAUGAAUGUAAAUAGUUCAAUAGUAAAUAUAGGCAAGAGAAGAUAUACUAUAAAAUUAUGGAAGACCUUUACUGAUUGUUUUAAUUGUCUACCUGUAGCUGCAUUAAUUGAUGAAAAGAUUUUGUGUAUGCAUGGUGGAUUAUCACCUGAAUUAUCGAAUUUGGAAUAAAUAAGAAGAAUAAUGAGACCAACAGAUGUUCCAGAUACUGGAUUACUUUGUGAUUUAUUAUGGUCUGAUCCUGAUAAGGAUGUAUAAGGAUGGGCUGAUAAUGAAAGAGGAGUUUCAUAUGUAUUUAGUCAAGAGAUAGUACAAGUCUUUUUAAAAAAGCAUGAAUUAGAUUUGAUAUGUAGAGCACAUCAAGUAGAAAUUCAUAAAAUAUUAUUUUAUAGGUGGUUGAAGAUGGAUAUGAGUUUUUCAGUAAAAGAUAAUUAGUAACAUUAUUUUCAGCUCCUAAUUAUUGUGGUGAAUUUGAUAAUGCAGGUUAUAUAUUCAUUAAUAUAAUUAGGAUCUAUGAUGACAGUGGAUGAAUCACUAAUGUGUUCUUUUUAAAUUUUGAAACCAGCAGAAUAGGGAUAAGGAGCAUCCCAAUAGAACAAAGCAGGAAGUGCUAAAUUUGUGAAUUGAAU
Messenger RNA from Paramecium pentaurelia, 1099 nucleotides. NCBI's taxonomy places the organism in Eukaryota, Ciliophora, Oligohymenophorea, Peniculida, Parameciidae. The record is from the annotation of a GenBank genome assembly.